This is a messenger RNA of Mixia osmundae IAM 14324, 1482 nucleotides long. RefSeq lists its product as uncharacterized. Gene Ontology annotation, cellular component: extrinsic component of mitochondrial inner membrane. The record is from RefSeq and is a predicted model, not a curated record. NCBI's taxonomy places the organism in Eukaryota, Fungi, Basidiomycota, Mixiomycetes, Mixiales, Mixiaceae. The coding region runs from base 1 to 1482 and encodes 493 amino acids. The transcript has 2 exons.
AUGUAUGGCCGGUCAGGCUGCAGGAGGGUGCUGCAGAGUCAGGCGAGAGCGUCUGCAAGCUCCAGUGCUCGACAGUGGAGGCCUAGACAGGCGAGAGAGGGGGCCGAUGCUCCGAUGAGCGAGUGCCAGCGACGGUCGAUCUUUGGCAUCUCCCUCUUUGGCAAGAAGGCAGUGCCCGCAAAUCCCGAGCCUGAGCUGCCUCCCAUCCUACUCGAGCAGGACAACCUCUUCCAUCGACUGUCGGAGUCUCCCAUUCCUGCCAUGAGGGAAAGAGCCAAGCGGAUCAAGUCACUCGCACUCUGUCCUGUCAACUUGGACAAGGGCAUACGCAAGCACGUCGACUUUGAGUGCACCUACUGUGGCUUCCCCACUCAUGCCACUCGCGAGGACUGGGAGUCAGACAAGGAGCAUGUCAGGUACUGGCCCAGGUUGAGAGAGGCCAACAUGGACGAGCACGAUCGGAGGUCAGGCAGACAGAUGACCGAGUUUGACUUGCCAGGCGAUCAGCCGUAUGAGGAAGCAGUCAGCAUGUCCAACUGGGACGUCUUCUUCUACACCAGAGGCUUUGCCUCCAUCGAGACCGAGCGCCAACGCCGUCACGUCAGCAAACUGCUCACCUAUCCCAUCUCCAUCGCCGGCGUCUUGCACGAGAACAGCCCCUACAGACGGAGGAACCAGAGACUCACCCCAGAGGGACAACGAUCGAUGAUCGCCCUCAGACAGACCCUCCACCCUGCACUCGGCUCGACGCCUUCGACCAUCAAGGCCGGCCUGCUGCAACAGCCUUUCCGGAUCAUCAUCAUCGGGUCGCGCGCAGAGUCAUGCCUACCCGGCGUCGUCUACGAGCAGCUGACCUGUCUCUUCCCGAGCGUGCCGUUCCAUAUCAUCCAUGUCGGCCCAGAAGUCAUCUUUCCGCCCGCCAGCUCUCUGGGCAACAGAGGCGUCAGGCAGCCUGAACAAUAUGGCGCGAGAAGCCAGUCGACAGCAGUCUCUGACAACUUGACCAUCACGCUCAUCGAGGCGCCCUACGAGAGGAUACACCAAGCCCUGGAGCCUUUCGAUCCCUACCACGAUGUCUUCUUCUCCUUCUCGCCCGGCUUUGGCUUCCCAGACGAACGUUCGGGCGCCUUCCUGUCAGCCGCAAAGGCAGAGGCAGGAACGAUAUACCAGCCCCAAGUACAGGCCCAGACGAACUGGCACGAAGCACUCUUGCAGAUCUUGGAGACCAAAUGCGCUCUAUUCUGCACGGGCUUCUCACCCAAGGACGUCGACAGAGACGUCGUCGCUCUCGAAACAACAGAGGACAUCAAAGGCGAGUUUGACUGGGUGCUCACUCCCGGUGAGAAUGCGUUCGGCAGUGAAGCCUGGGAAGUCGCGGAAUGGGAUCCUCGCGUCUGCGUCAAGACAAACGGCGGCGGCGUGUAUGGCAUUCGCGGCAAGCGUUACGAUGUAAGAGGAAAGUCUACUGGCAUUUUCGAAUAA